This is a messenger RNA of Populus euphratica (Euphrates poplar), 2080 nucleotides long. Its product is annotated as protein PHR1-LIKE 1-like. Lineage: Eukaryota; Viridiplantae; Streptophyta; Magnoliopsida; Malpighiales; Salicaceae. The transcript is spliced from 9 exons. Gene Ontology annotation, molecular function: DNA-binding transcription factor activity; DNA binding. Bases 165 to 1673 code for a protein of 502 amino acids. The record is from RefSeq and is a predicted model, not a curated record.
GAAAGACAACAAGAGAGAGAAGACAACAAGGGAGAGUUUUGUAAGUUUCCUGAAAUUUAGAAGACAAAAGUUUGCAUCUUUUUUCAAUAUUCUUCUUCUUCCACAAUAUUGAGUUCUUAUCCAAUAGUAGAAAACUUCAAUCUUUGCUUUCAUUCAGUUUUUGAAUGAAUGUCAAUGUUUUGGAUUUGUUCUUUUUCUUCUCAGAGGUGCCAGAAUCAAAUUUCAUUCCUGGUGUCUUCUAUUGGUUCCACAGCGGGAAACAUUUAAAUUUGUGUCUGGUGUUUGUGUUGCUGGCGCUGCACUGGUUUCAUUCUCUGCAUUUGUCACUCAGUGAUAAGGUUUCUUCUGUAAGGGAAAUGAUUAGAAAUCCAGCAUCUCAGCAAGCAUCACCACUGAGUUCUGGUAAUGGGAGUGUUGGGCACUUGGUUUCAUCAUCUUCUAGAUUUACAAAUGAUAUGAGUGUUUCAGCAGUUUCACCACAAGGAAAGCAGUCUCAUAAUUCUCCAUUCAUUUCUCAGUCACUAAGGGACGGAGGAAAUUUUCCACCAACCCAUUAUUCUCAUUCAGAAGGGCUAUCCACAGCAUUCAUUAAUCACUCUGAUGACAACAAGGAUCUCUCCUGGGCUAUAGAUCCACUUCAGGACUUCCUUAAUUUCGUUGAAAAUGUCCCUGUCCAGAAUGGUCAGGUGGAAAGCACUGCUGGUGUCAUUGCCUCGGAGGAUCAUGCAAAGAGAACAGACUGGCAAGAGUGGGCAGAUCAGUUGAUCUCUGUUGAUGAUGAACUGGAACCAAAUUGGAGUGAAAUUCUGAAUGAUGUCAACAUGAAAGAUUCCAAACAGAAGAUGUCGAGGCCGUCUCCUAAUAACUCAGUUCAACAACCCCUAAUUCAUCAGCAUCAAACUCCUCAUAGUGGAGAAGUAUGUGCUGUUACUAAUCCACUGUUGGUUGCACCACCAACAAAAUCUCGAAUGCGCUGGACACCAGAACUUCAUGAGGCUUUUGUGGAAGCUGUCAAUCAGCUUGGGGGUAGUGAAAGGGCUACUCCCAAGGGUGUCUUAAAGCAGAUGAAUGUCGAAGGCUUGACUAUCUAUCACGUCAAAAGCCACCUCCAGAAGUACAGAACAGCCAGAUAUAAACCAGAGUCAUCUGAAGGAACUUCAGAAAAAAAGUUGAGUCCUGUUGAAGAAAUGAAAUCUCUAGACUUGAAGACGAGUAUGGGGAUCUCAGAAGCUUUGCGUUUGCAAAUGGAAGUCCAGAAGCAACUCCACGAACAACUUGAGAUCCAGAGAAAUUUACAAUUGAGGAUUGAGGAACAGGGGAGGCAUCUUCAAGAGAUGUUUGAGAAACAAAAAAAGAUGGAGGGUGACAAGUCAAAGGCUCCUCCCCCCUCCCAAAACGACCCUUCCCUUCUACAAUCAAAGUUAGAGCAGUCACCUGCAAAUGACAAAUUAGAAGCCUCAGAUCUGGACUGUGUCAAAACAAGGUUUGAUACAAGUAAUGCAAGUGCCUUACUAGAAGAAAGCUCCCAGAGUAUAAGCAGAAAGCAAAAGGCACCAGAGGACAGAAACUGUCAGGUUGUAGACACAAAUGGAGAGAAGACCAGUUUAGCACUAGUGAAACGACCAAGAACAGAUGAAACAACAGCAUUGACAGCGGAGCCUGCAUCCAAUUGAACAUGUUUACUGCAAUAGACAGUUUGCUGCUCCUGGAGAUGAUGCAGUAAGCCUUCACAGGAGUUACAUGUCCCAUGAGAUGAUGCAGGGUCACUGAAGACCAGGAAAGUUUGGAGCUCAAGUUAUGUUUUCUUUGGGGUAAACAUUUAUGGUUAUGGCAUAUGUUAACACUGUCCGUCUAGCAAAGAAUCAAACUCUCCACAGCGAAUUUCCUAACUGUGACAUUUUUCAGUUUAGGGGAUAACAGUAUAUGCUAGUGUUGUGGACCUCUUACUUCUGUUCUCAUGCAAUCUUAGUUAUUGAAAGAAUUUGUAGCGUACAAUGAAACAGUAAUUCAAGUAAACUGGUGUUGUAUCAAUUCAGUUUAGGGGAUGACGGUAAAUGCAAUUGUUUCAACAUGCCAAUCA